Messenger RNA from Hibiscus syriacus, 1761 nucleotides. RefSeq names its product caffeic acid 3-O-methyltransferase-like. The record is from RefSeq and is a predicted model, not a curated record. Gene Ontology annotation, molecular function: protein dimerization activity; S-adenosylmethionine-dependent methyltransferase activity; O-methyltransferase activity. NCBI's taxonomy places the organism in Eukaryota, Viridiplantae, Streptophyta, Magnoliopsida, Malvales, Malvaceae. Gene Ontology annotation, biological process: methylation. The coding region runs from base 2 to 1141 and encodes 379 amino acids. The transcript is spliced from 4 exons.
GAUGUUUGCUGAACCAUACAUUGCUAAAGCACCGUACAAAAUAAUGGGAUCAACGACUGAAACCCAAAUGACUCCCACCCACGUCUCCGAUGAGGAAGCACACUUAUUCGCUAUGCAACUCACCAGUGCCUCCGUGCUACCGAUGGUCCUCAAAUCAGCCAUAGACCUUAACCUGCUGGAGAUCUUGGCCAAAGCUGGUCCUGAUGCUUUCCUUUCCCCUAAAGAAUUGGCUUCCCAGCUCCCCACCAACAACCCCGACGCACCCUUCAUGCUCGACCGCAUCUUGCGUCUCCUGGCUACCUACUCCAUCCUCACUUGUUCCUUGCGCACCCUUCCCCAUGAGAAAGUAGAGAGACUCUAUGGUCUUGGUCCUGUUUGCAAAUUCUUAACCAAGAAUCAAGAUGGUGUCUCUUUUUCUGCUCUCACUCUCAUGAAUCAAGACAAGGUUUUUGUGGAGAGCUGGUACUACUUGAAAGAUGCAGUGCUGGAUGGUGGAAUUCCCUUCAGUAAGGCCUAUGGUAUGACCACAUUUGAGUACCAAGGUACGGAUCCUAGAUUCAACAAGGUUUUCAACAGGGGAAUGUCUAAUCACUGUACCAUGGCUAUGAAGAAGAUUCUUGAGACUUAUGAUGGCUUUAAGGGAAUCAAAACCCUAGUCGACGUUGGUGGCGGCACCGGAGCCACGCUUAAUAUGAUCGUCUCCAAGUACCCUUCCAUAAAGGGCAUUAACUUUGAUUUGCCCCACGUAAUCAAGGACGCUCCAUCUCAUCCUGGUGUGGAGCAUGUUAGUGGAGACAUGUUUGAAAGUGUUCCAAAAGGAGACGCUAUUUUCAUGAAGUGGAUAUGUCACGCCUGGAACGAUGAACACUGCUCAAAAUUAUUGAAGAAGUGUUACAAAGCUUUGCCAGACAAUGGAAAAGUAAUUGUUGUAGAAUCCAUUCUUCCAGAUUACCCGGAUCCUAGCCUCACCACAAAGUUAAAUCUGCAAGUUGAUUGCAUCAUGUUGGCUCUCUCUUCUGGUGGGGAAGAGAGGAAUGAGAAAGAAUUUGAGGCCUUGGCAAAGGGUGCAGGGUUUCAAGGUUUCCAAGUAAAAUGCCGGGCCAUUGGCAUGUCCAUCAUGGAGUUCCUCAAAAGUGUUUAAUGGCAUAUAAUCUCAACUUUGAGAAGAAUUCGUAAAGAAGCUGAUUGUAUAAAUAUCCAGUUUGUUGGCAUUUUCUAUUAGCAUAAUUUGGGAGAUGACAGGAGAGACUAUUAUUAAAACUGGAUCUUAUUUAGAUUUGAAUGGUACUUUUGUCGUAUAAUCUUUUUAGGAAAAUUAAGGGGCCUUUGCCUCAUGACGGUACUGAUUCUGAGGGGUGGAAGGGUUGUUCUAAUAACCGGUCUACUGUUAAAUCGGCUUAUGCGACGCGGUUUGGUCCGGUGGAUGGUGAAGCUGAUAAAUUGUGGGCAUUAAUUCAUGGAUAUAAAGGCUUGCAGAGAGUUAAAUUUUUUCUUUGGUUAGCUUGCUGCAACUUAAUGACCAAUGCGGAACGUGUACGUAGGCACUACACCUUAGACAGUCGAUGUUGUUAGUGCCAAGAUCAAUUGGAAGAUGUGAAUCACGUCUUGAGGAUUUGUCUUGUUGAUUUCUCAGUUUGGAAGGUAUUGAUUAAACCGGAGAAAUUCCAAGAAUUUAUUUCGAUGGAGUUCAAAGCGUGGGUCGGGUCAAAUUUAUCACUUCCCAAUUGGGUAUUCUCAUGUACACACAAGUAUGAAUCACCA